AAAUUGAAACGGUCUCAUAUUUGCAUCUCAUCAUUUUGAAUUGAAACCGCGGAGCUUAGUAUUUUGCAGCUGCAUCAAAAAUUAUCUCAUGGACGGACAGGAUUCACAGGACCCUAAGCAAAACCCUGCUGAUAUGACUGCCUUUGUGCAAAAUCUUCUUCAGCAAAUGCAAAAUAGGUUCCAGACAAUGUCCGACUCCAUUGUUACGAAGAUUGAUGAUAUGGGAAACCGUAUAAAUGAGUUGGAGCAAAGCAUCAAUGAUCUAAGAGCAGAGAUGGGGGUGGAGUCCUCUCCAUCACCUGUGCCCACUGCUAAGCCAUCAGAGGACGAAACCAAGGAAGGGGGUUCAGCUUAAAUGACGUCCUGAUUUCAUUUGCUACACUUUUCAUCUUGCUCUCUUUUAAACUCCGCAUGCUCUUGGUCAGGAAUCCAUACCCCUGAAUCCAGGGUUGCUGUACUUAUUCACUUUUUAUUGUCUCUACAAAUCCUGUUUAUUUUUAAACUUUUGAUGGUUUUGAAAGAAAGCUGUUGUAAAACCGAUAUACCAAUUGUCAAUGCAGGAUUUGCAUUCUAUAUGUAAAUUCAGCUCCGUCCGUCGGUGUUAGUAGUUUUUGACAUCAUUUUAGCAACUUUGUCAUAAAUUAGCAAUUGCUAGUCUGUAGUCACACUGUUCAACCA
Messenger RNA from Vigna radiata var. radiata (mung bean), 678 nucleotides. RefSeq names its product heat shock factor-binding protein 1. The transcript has 6 exons. Gene Ontology annotation, cellular component: nucleus; cytosol. Gene Ontology annotation, molecular function: transcription corepressor activity. Lineage: Eukaryota; Viridiplantae; Streptophyta; Magnoliopsida; Fabales; Fabaceae. Gene Ontology annotation, biological process: cellular heat acclimation. The record is from RefSeq and is a predicted model, not a curated record. Bases 89 to 355 code for a protein of 88 amino acids.